AUGUUCGCCAGAAGAGAAAAGAAGGCAAUUGCCAAGCCUAGCACUAUAUCAACGUCGUCGUCAGGAUUACCUAAAUGGCGACAAUCACCGGUUGAUCUCUGCAAGGCAGCCACGUGGAGCCAAAAAUUCCCACCACUUUAUUUAACCAACUACUGGUCACACGAAGGUACUGCUAUGAUGACGAAUACAGGCAGAACAGUCAGCAUAGAAUUUUCCGAUAGAGAGCCGCCAUUGCUACGAGGUGGUCCUUUGAACAAAGACGAGUUCCAAUUCAUGAAUGUGCAAUUUCGUUGGGGGCCCGAAAACUCGUUGGGAGCUGAACAUUCCAUAAAUGGGAUCUGGUACUCCAUGGAGGCACAGAUAAUGCAUUGGAACACUCGUUACGGAUCGAUGGAGAAGUGCUUCGACAAACCGGAUGGAAUCAUAAUACUCUCCACUCUCAUGCAAGUGAUUGGCUGUCCCGGAGUACCUGAUAAUCCUUCUCUGACAGCGAUUACCGAUAACUUGUCGAAGAUCAAGAAAAUGGGUAGCAGUACCAAGAUUUCACCUGGCUUACCAACGACUGGUCAAUCUCCAAUUAAUCUAGACGAUAACAUAGUACGGAAACGCAGAUAUACUCCACUUGUUUUAAAUGGUCACUGGUUGAACGACGGAGAAGCACGAUUAUGCAAUACGGGUAUUACAGCGAAAGUUUCCUUAGGUGGAAACAGGAUCCCAUCCACAAUUUGUGGUGGACCACUUUCGGACGACGUGUACGAAUUUUCAAACGUGCAUUUUCACUGGGGCGAAGAUAAUUGCAAGGGUGCUGAACACACUAUCAAUGAUACUUGGUACUCAAUGGAGGGUCACGCGGUACAUUGGAAUAGAAAAUAUAUAACUAUGGAAGAAUGUUUCAGACACAAAGAUGGUCUAUGCUGUUUGGCGUAUUUAUUUUUAGUACAACCAGCUUGUUGCGAUUGCAUUAAUCCACAAUUGGAAAGGAUAACGGAAUACUUGAAGCAUAUUCCAGAUCCAGAUAUGGAAACGAAAAUACCAGCUAAUUGUUUAUCGUGGAUGCGUUGGGCGACGUAUUGUACGAGAUACUAUACUUACGCAGGAUCAUACAAUGCAGGUGAAUAUCCAGAAUGCAUGACUUGGAUAGUAUUCCCCGUGGUAAUACCCAUACGACCCAGUGAACUGAACGAAUUUCGAAAACUGAGAGACAGGUCUGGACAGUACAUAAAAUCAAAUUGGCGGGAAAUACAGUUACUCAAAUGUAGACAAAUAUAUCUGGCAGUCUCAUAA
Eufriesea mexicana is the source of this 1284-nucleotide messenger RNA. RefSeq names its product carbonic anhydrase 2. The transcript has 11 exons. The record is from RefSeq and is a predicted model, not a curated record. Lineage: Eukaryota; Metazoa; Arthropoda; Insecta; Hymenoptera; Apidae. The coding region runs from base 1 to 1284 and encodes 427 amino acids. Gene Ontology annotation, molecular function: carbonate dehydratase activity; zinc ion binding.